AUGUUGGAGGCCAAGAGUCUGAGCAAGGCGGUGGUGCCGUCCUCUCUCAUAGAGAAUCCUUCUCCUGGUAGCCUCCAGUCCACUCGCCUCGCUCUCCAUGUUAGCGAGGACUGCUCUUCUUGUUGGGUCUACAUCGCCUCCGGUUGCCGGAUUUACAAACUCCAGAUUCCAUUGGAAGAUUCUCUGAUCAGCGAAGGAAAAGAAAGCCUUCUGAUCCCAGUACACACUGAGGUUAUGAACUCUUUGAUGGUUAACCGCUGCCCUCAUCGUUCAGAAAUUCAGAGUAUAGUUCUUGCUGAAACUGAAAGCACGGGCUAUUCAGUGUUGGGAACUGUUGAUUCUUAUGGUCAUCUUAUUGUAUCUAAACUAGAUACUACUGGUAGAGAUGUAGAGAGGCUUACUUAUUCAGUAUUGCCUCGUGAUUGUGGCAUUGGAGAAGGUGGUUGGGCGGGGCUUUGCUUCAGUCCAACACAAUGGUCUACGGCAGCUGUUGCACGUAGCUUCUGCAAAACCAUUGAUGUUUAUGACCAGGACAUCCAUGUCAGGACAUUAUGUACACUCUGGUACCCAUCAUCACUGAACUUCACAAAAAGUUCGCAUUAUGGGAAUGAGGGCUCUAUAUUAGCAAUCACAGAAGGUUCCCAGCUGACUAUAUGGGACUUGAGAAUGAAAGAAAAUGGUGGCUGUCUACAACGAAUAUGUGGUUCCCUUGGUGAUGCGUUUUAUGCUGUCUGCAGUUCUUCAACCGGGAAUAUUGCAGUCGGUGGAGCUGAUCGUACAGUGACAAUCUAUGAUCCUCGCAGAUGGUCAGCAUUAUCAAGAUGGGUGCACUGCUCGAAAUAUGAGAUAACGGGGCUUGCAUUCUCUUCAGUUGACUCCGACUAUAUCUACAUACAAGGGGUUGACUAUGAGGUCUUUUGUGGACAGUGGAAAGAAAGCAGCAAGGUAUUUUCAUUUAGAGGAGACUCAAACUGGCUUGGAUUUAGCAAGUGCCAAAACAAAGAUGUUCUAGGUGGAUGGUGCGACUCGGGGAGUAUCUUUGUGGCCGAUGUUGUAGCGAAAGAAAGCAAAACAAGCAUGCUGCAAGGUUUUGCCAAUGGAUCUCCCUAA
Molecule: messenger RNA, 1110 nt
Organism: Prunus armeniaca (apricot)
Lineage: Eukaryota; Viridiplantae; Streptophyta; Magnoliopsida; Rosales; Rosaceae
Source: the annotation of a GenBank genome assembly